CUACGUUGGUUAUGAUUCGUGAUAGUAGCAAAUUUUGCUGAUGCUCGUGAGGGUUUUCCUAUAAUAUGGUCAUUAUUUUGUAUAGAAGACCGACAUACUGCGACUUUACCAUAUUCUCGAUCUUCUUUGUAUGAUUUGAUUUGUGAAGUGUGAUGUUUGACGAGGUCAAUCUUUUGCUAGGUAGGAAUGGAGUAAAUAUCUCUAUGAAUUUCAUGUGUUGCCUGAUUGGUCGGCUGUUGUAAAGCUUGAAGCUCAGUCACCAAGGCGGAAGGGAGAACGAACUCAAUCCAACUUCAAACAAAUAACAAGAACAACCAACCAAAGUCAUCAACUAUGGCACCAGCAACUCCUGAAGCUGAAGCUCAUCAAGCACUGAUCGAUCACCUUGAUGUCCAUUCAAUACGAAAACCAUUUCGCAAUCCACAUUGGAGACCUAAUCAGCGUCGCAACAAGAAUAUCAAGACAAUUCUUGGUGAUGCGGUCCGAAAGGAAGCAUCACUUAUGCCGACACAAGACAACAGUGGUGCUGCAACACCUUUCUCUGAAGAUAAUACUACUUCAACGGAUGGCGAUAUGACACCCGCACCUACGAGCGCGCCUACACUUCAGCCGAACCUUGCGCAGGCUUCCAAGAACCUAUCGAAAUUGGUGUUGGAGAAGAAUAUGAGGACGAACGGCUAUUCCAAUGCGCCUACUGCGACGUAUACAAAUAUCGAAUCGGCGCCAUCAUUAGCACAUGCAAAGCAUUAUUGCGAUAUUACAGGACUACCAGCACCGUACACAGAUCCCAAGACGAGGCUACGAUAUCACAAUAAGGAAGUGUUUGGCGUUGUUAGAUUUUUGGGUCAAGGAGUUGCAGAACAGUACUUGGAAGUACGAGGAGCGCAUACUGUUUUGAAGUGAAAGACGAUGGUAAUUUACCACGUUGGUUCAUCUGGAGAAAGUGUAAUCAUCGGCCAAGGUUUUACUCAUACACAUACAAUGACACGCUUCACCACCUCCAAGGAUCGCUAGAUGACGCACAAUUUGGAUGGUUAUCUUACGAGACGGAUGUAUAUACAGGGAAUAGAGUCGAGAGGGAAUAAUACAUGAUACCAGAGGGAAAUUAUGCGAUGGAGAUGAAUAGAAUCAGCUUUUGAUGGUUCUUAAAAAAAGGACCAAAAAGGGUCAAAGAAGCACGAGGAUAUGUCUGACCGACAAAGUCAAGCUCAUUCUACCCGCCAACCAUCUUUCAAUGGUUGGUUCAGGAAUACGCUCCGGCUUAAUCGCGAUCAUGGAUGAUAUCUGCCUACUCUAGUAGAGAUGACGGGGUACCGAGAACAUAUAGAGAAUGAAACUCAGUCACCAGGACAAAUUGUCCUGGUUCGUCGUGGCAAUCA
Molecule: messenger RNA, 1379 nt
Organism: Sclerotinia trifoliorum
Lineage: Eukaryota; Fungi; Ascomycota; Leotiomycetes; Helotiales; Sclerotiniaceae
Source: the annotation of a GenBank genome assembly